AUGAGUUCGCUGAACGACAAGCUUGCCGAGCGGAAGGCAAAACGGGACGAGACCAAGAAGAUGGCGAGCCUGCUUGGUCAGGAGCUGGAUGGGCUGCUGCAGGCAAAGAAGGAGCGCAAGGCUGCUUUGGAAGGCAAGCAAGCGGAGCGCAACUACACCCUCUAUCAAACACUCUUCAAGUUUGAGAGUGAUGACCCGGAGGACCUGUGCUUCGAAGGCGGCGAAAUCCUUCGGGUGUUUGAUGACAGUGGUGACUGGUAUGAGGGCGAGAACCAGCAAGGGAAGAAAGGCUACUUCCCACGUAACUAUGUGCGGAAGAUCAACUCCUCUGGCGGGGCAAAGGUGUCUCUGCCCGAAAGCUAA
Messenger RNA from Salpingoeca rosetta, 363 nucleotides. RefSeq lists its product as uncharacterized. Lineage: Eukaryota; Choanoflagellata; Craspedida; Salpingoecidae. Gene Ontology annotation, molecular function: protein binding. The record is from RefSeq and is a predicted model, not a curated record. The transcript is spliced from 3 exons. Bases 1 to 363 code for a protein of 120 amino acids.